Messenger RNA from Lonchura striata (white-rumped munia), 1920 nucleotides. The record is from RefSeq and is a predicted model, not a curated record. NCBI's taxonomy places the organism in Eukaryota, Metazoa, Chordata, Aves, Passeriformes, Estrildidae.
GUGGGACUGGCUGGCCACCACUGCCCCUUGGCAGCCUGUGCACCCCAGUGGUAGCAGAAACCUUCCUCCUGCCUUGCACGGCCCAGCUGUGACCAUACCAUGAACUAGGGAUGCACAGAACCUCCCCAGCUGCCAAAGUAAUACUUGGGCUCCUGCUCUGCACCUCCCCUUGGGGAAUGCUGUCAUGGACAGAGGAGGAAACCUGCUCACUGCAGGCUAAACUCCAGUCCCUCUCAGCCAGCGCUCCGGGCUUUUCUGUCCCCUGUAACCCAGCCAUGCCAAUUUUGCCACAUGCACACCAGAGCUAAGCAGCAAAGGCACAGCACACUUUCUGAGUGGAUAAAUGCAUUAAACAGCCAAGUGUCUCUCCUGUUACUGACACCAUCAUGACCCUCUGUGUGCCAUGGGAAUGCUCAGAGGUUUGAGUUCGGCCUUGUAGCACUGGCUGACGUACAGGUACAGAUACACUGCAUGGCAAGACAGCCUCUCCCAAGGUGUGUCCCACCACAGCGGGUCCUGGUGCUCACCAUGGCACGGCUCAGAGCCACCCUGCUCACCUGCACACAUCUCCAGAAGGUGGCUGGGUGGGCUGGGGACCCAGAGGGGGUAAAGGAUGGGGGUCCUGUCCAUCAGAUGCCUGGGCUGGUCAUGCCAGUCCCCUCCCCAUCCCCUAAGUUUGUUUUCCAUGCCACAGCUUGCUGAAAUCUGAAGCACAGCCACAUCUCUGCCCUGCCCAGGAAGACCUGGGGCAAUGUUGGUAUCAUUAAGCGCUUAAAGGGCGGGGCGGGCCAGGAGGUGUGGCAAGGAGGUGAGAGAAACCUGUAGAUCAUGUUUGGAAGAAGCACAUCUUGUGACACCCUGGCCAUCCACAGGAAGUACAGGGACAGUCACCCUCAAAAGGAGCAGCACUGGGCAGCCUCCCUUGAGGGACGCGCCUGGCUCUGCAACUCCCGGCCAUAGCUUCUCCAGCAUCCCCGCCCCAGCACACCGUGGGACAUGGCUGCUCGCAGAGUAGCCAUCAUCGGCGCCGGUGCCUCCGGCCUCUGCGCCCUGAAAUGCUGCCUGGAUGAGGGGCUGGAGCCCACCUGCUUUGAGAGGAGCAAGGACAUCGGGGGGCUCUGGCGCUUCGAGGAGCACCCCGAGGACGGCCGUGCCAGCAUCUACCGCUCCGUCAUCAUCAACACCUCCAAGGAAAUGAUGUGCUUCAGCGACUUCCCCAUCCCUGAGGACUUCCCCAACUACAUGCACAACUCCAAGAUCAUGGAGUACUUCCGCAUGUACGCCCAGCACUUCGACCUGCUCCGCCACAUCCACUUCAGGACCAGCGUGUGCCGCGUGUCCAAGCGCCCCGACUUCGCCAGCAGCGGGCAGUGGGAGGUGGUGACGGAGAGCGAGGGGCAGCAGGAGGCGGCCGUCUUCGACGCCGUGCUGGUGUGCAGUGGGCACCACACCGACGCUCAUCUCCCGCUCAGUUCCUUCCCAGGGCUGGAAAAGUUUGAGGGCUGGUACCUGCACAGCCGCGACUACAAGAACCCUCAGCCCUUUUUGGGAAAACGGGUGAUUGUGGUUGGCGUUGGGAAUUCAGGCAUCGAUAUCGCAGUGGAGCUGAGCCACACAGCCAAGCAGGUUUUCCUCAGCACCAGGCGUGGGUCCUGGGUGCUGCACCGGGUGGGAGACAGCGGGUACCCCUUUGAUUUCAGCUACAUCAACCGCUUCACGCAGCUCCUCCAGAACCUGCUGCCAAGUAUCAUCAGUUUCUUCCUGGAGCGGAAGCUGAAUGCCCGCUUUGACCACACGCUCUAUGGCCUAAAGCCCAAGCACAGGAUCUUUCACCAGCACCCAACCGUCAACGACGACCUGCCCAACCGCAUCAUUUCGGGCAGGGUGCAGGUGAAGCCGAACAUCCAGGAGUUCACAGAG